Messenger RNA from Nicotiana attenuata, 955 nucleotides. Its product is annotated as transcription factor bHLH113. Gene Ontology annotation, biological process: regulation of transcription by RNA polymerase II. NCBI's taxonomy places the organism in Eukaryota, Viridiplantae, Streptophyta, Magnoliopsida, Solanales, Solanaceae. Gene Ontology annotation, cellular component: nucleus. Gene Ontology annotation, molecular function: RNA polymerase II cis-regulatory region sequence-specific DNA binding; DNA-binding transcription factor activity, RNA polymerase II-specific; protein dimerization activity. Bases 156 to 929 code for a protein of 257 amino acids. The transcript has 5 exons. The record is from RefSeq and is a predicted model, not a curated record.
CACAGUGCUUAUAUAUCUUUGUCCCUGCCCAUGUUUAACUUUAAAAGAAGCUUCCGUCGUUUACUCCCAUAAACAAACCCACAAACUCCUUUUUCCAUGAGUCAAAAAAUAUAAAGAAAGAAAUUAAUCUCCUAGUACUAUUGCUCUAAUUAACAAUGGCGGAUGAUCAAGAAGGGUAUAAGGAAGAGACACUAAACGGAGAGAACUAUUCAGAAUUACUAUUUGGCGAUGAUGAUAAUACACUAGGAGGAUGUUUUAACUUCACUUCAUCUUCACCAAGAAUGCUCUGUUUUGGUGAUUACACCAAAACCUGUGCUGAUAAUCCUUUUGUUGAAAGUUGUUCUAUUAAUUCACCAGCAAAAAUCCAGAAAUCUGGAGUCACAUGCAGUAGUACUGGAGAUUCACCCUCAGCUUGUUCAAGUAGCAACAGCAAGAACAACAAAUCCGAUAAAAAGCGAAAUGGAGCAGAGAAAGAGUCGGUUGAAAAAACAAAAACAGUUCCUGCUGGAAAUCAGAGAAAUUGCAAGAGGACAAAGGCAGAAAAUUCAAAUGUGACAGGCCAUGCAAAGGUUAAGAAAGAGAAGCUUGGUGAGAGAAUCACAGCUUUACAACAGCUUGUAUCUCCCUUUGGCAAGACAGACACAGCAUCAGUGCUACAUGAAGCGAUGGGAUAUAUCAGGUUUUUGCACGAUCAGGUUCAAGUCUUGUGUUCUCCUUAUUUGCAGCGCCUGUCUCCUUCAUUACGUGAGGGUGGAGAAAACGGAGAAAUGGAAGGAUCAAGAAAGGAAGCGAUGCUAAGGAGCAAAGGACUAUGUCUUGUCCCAAUAGAGCUAACUCUACAUGUAGCUGAUACUACACUUAAUGGUGCUGAUUUUUGGUCACCUGCCGCCAUGACCAACAAUAUCACUCGUCUCAAUUCUAACCAAUGAACAAUCACAUCCCUCUUUUUGCUCUC